AUGGCGUACUUAUCAAAAUUAGCACAUGCUUUAAAUAUGCGAGUACUUACAACUAAUUGCUAUGAGACCAUUCAUACUUGGGAGCCUGAUUGCUAUAAGGCUAUUUGGGUUGCAACGCCUAACGGGUUUUGGGUCUCGUUGCGAACAUAUCUUACAUUUUAUACGCUAACAACCUUAAUUGGCAGAAAAGGGAACUUAAGGAAAAUAGAAUGGAAAAAGUUUUUUAUCGACGUCAUGAGAUCCUCGACGUUUCUAACAAUUAAUUUGUUGUUAUUUCAAUUUUUUCUAUGUCAAGUAAGGCAUUUAUUAGGGUUUUUCACAAUUCCGACGAUGGGUUGGUUGACGAGCAUUUUCGCAACUUUUUGUGCUAUCCUUAUUGAAAAACAAUCCAGAAGACCAGCACUAGCAUUGUACACAGCGAACUUGGCAUCUGAGACCCUUUAUCGUCAGUUGUGCAAUCAUGGAUAUUUAUUCAGAAUGAAAUACGGUGAAUGUAUCCCAUUUGCUAUUGGUGUUGGAAUUUUUAUGUUUCUUCGUGCUCGAGGAAAACUCCAACCAACACUACAAAAAGUACUCAACUUCUCGCAUUGCCUGACUCCCAGUGAGGAUAUUAUGGAUUUGAAAAAACUUCCAGAUGAUUUUCAUGCUUUGUUGGCUAAAUUGCGUCAUGAUUUCAAUAAAGCUGAAAAAUGUGAACAUAAAUAUUCCUGUGUCAGUGUUGCUGUUGAGAGUUUCGUGAAGAAUUUUGCUAUUGGUACGGGUAUAAGUGGUGCACUUGUAUUGCUUGGAAAUCUUAGAAAGUUACUUACAAACCCUUCCAUGAUUCCCAGGAUACUUUUUUCGUUGCGGAACUUGAAGUUGCCAUUGUUUUUUGGAUUGAUGCCAUUUUUAUUUCAUGUUACCAGAUGUUUACUCAACAGAAGAGCGGAUUGUCCUAAGGAGAUUAGUGAUACUGUGGCUGGAAUCGUUUCUGGUGCUUCAAUGACGGUUUAUCCAAGUGUAACGAUAGGGAUGUACACAAUGUGGAAAGGGAUUGAGGCUGUCUACUUGUGCCUUAUGGAAAGUAAGAUUUUACCGGCUAUUCCAUUCGGUGACAUCAUCCUCUAUACAUUUUCUACUGCCUAUAUGCUUUGGGCAACAAUAGUUGAGCCUCAAGCAAUUCGUAAAGGAUAUUUGGGCUUCCUAACACAACUUACCGGUAACAGGAUAAUAGCGUUCAAUCGUGAUUUAUACGAACAUUUCGGAUUUCAAUCGAAAUUAAUGUUUCCGCAUGCUCAACCAGUUCUUAACACAAAAUAUGUGACAUUAAAUCCGAUGCUUUAUCAAAAAAUAAUGCCUCCUCAUUAA
Molecule: messenger RNA, 1347 nt
Organism: Necator americanus (New World hookworm)
Lineage: Eukaryota; Metazoa; Nematoda; Chromadorea; Rhabditida; Ancylostomatidae
Exons: 10
Coding region: 1-1347 (448 amino acids)
Source: RefSeq, a predicted model, not a curated record